Molecule: messenger RNA, 660 nt
Organism: Heterobasidion irregulare TC 32-1
Lineage: Eukaryota; Fungi; Basidiomycota; Agaricomycetes; Russulales; Bondarzewiaceae
Exons: 5
Coding region: 1-660 (219 amino acids)
Source: RefSeq, a predicted model, not a curated record
AUGUUCUCCACACUCGUUUCCGCCACUCUCGUUUCUGUUCUCGCCAUCCAGGGCGCCCGUGCUGCCUUUACGAUCGACACUCCCGUUUUGACUCAAUGCCAGGAUACCCACAUCACUUGGUCGCAAUCUCAGGCCCCUUACAACCUCCUCAUUGUCCCAAGUGCUGAUCCUUGCGGCGAUUCUCUUGCUGACCUCGGCGACCACAAUGGCCUUUCCAUGACCUGGAAGGUCAACCUUGCCGCUGGCACGAAAGUGAUGCUCUCACUUGAAGAUGGCUCCUCCGAUGAGGCUUGGAGCGCCGAUAUCGUUGUCCAACCUAGCAACGAUACCUCUUGCCUUUCCGGUGCCGCUGCCUCCAGCGUCAUUGCGUCUGCGUCCGCCGCCGCUUCGUCCAUCGCUUCCGCCAUCGCUUCCGCCUCUGCCGUCACCUCUGCUGUUCCCACUACGUUGAGCAUCGCAUACACUGGCAAGCCCGCUAGCGUUGUUACUAGUGCCGUAGCAUCUGGCACCAGCUCGAGCUCCGGUGCUACUGUAAGCGCUCUCGGAGCUGCCAACGCCGGCGCCAACCCCUUCAGCAGCGGUGCCCCUGCCGCUCGUUCGCUCUAUAAGCCUGCCAUGAUCUUCGGCGCACUCGGUGCAGCACUCGCCAUCGCCCUCUAA